AUGAUGAGCAAGUCGAUCAAGUUUAAGCCAUGCGUCUUCCUAGCGCUUCUGCUUGGCAUGUUCCGGUACUUGACGGCAACCACUGCGACGGGCUUCGACUACGGCGAGGCCCUUGACAAGAGCUUGCUGUUUCUUGAGGCACAAAGAUCAGGUAAACUUCCUACAAAUGAUAAGCUAGUCGCGUGGCGGGGCGACUCGGGACUCAAAGAUGGGUAUUCGCAGGGGGUGGACAUGGUUGGAGGAUAUUAUGAUGCAGGAGAUCAUGUGAAAUUUGGGCUGCCAAUGGCUUACAGUGUGACAAUGCUUUCAUGGGGAGCUAUACAGUUCAGGAAAGAAAUUACAGAGCUAAACCAAAUGGGACGCAUGUUAUGGGCCAUUAGAUGGGGUACUGAUUACUUCAUGAAAGCACAUCCACAGCCUAAUGUUCUAUGGGCACAGGUGGGCGAUGGGAACUCUGAUCACUAUUGUUGGGAGCGUGCUGAAGACAUGACAACUCCAAGAGAUGCUUACAAGAUUGAUGCAAAUCAUCCUGGUUCAGAUGUUGCAGGUGAAACUGCAGCUGCCUUGGCUUCAGCUGCCAUAGCUUUCAAGUCUUAUAACUCUUCUUACUCCAAUCUCCUCUUAGUUCACGCCAAGCAGCUUUUCUCGUUUGCGGACAAGUUCAGAAGCUUGUACGAUGACUCUAUCCCGUCUGCUAAGCAAUUCUACACAUCAUCUGGUUAUUCGGAUGAGUUAUUGUGGGCAGCUGCCUGGCUGUUUCAAGCUACCAAUGAUGAGUACUACCUGAAAUAUGUAGUGGACAAUGCUGUGUACUUUGGUGGAACUGGAUGGGCAGUCAAGGAAUUCUCUUGGGAUAAUAAAUAUGCUGGUGUGCAAAUUCUUCUUUCAAAGGUACUGUUGGAGGGAAAAGGCGGUGCAUACACUAACAUAUUAAAGCAAUACCAGGCCAAGGCGAACUACUUUGCCUGUGCUUGUCUACAAAAAAAUGAUGGCUACAAUGUCUACAAAACUCCUGGGGGAUUAGUAUACGUACGUGAAUGGAAUAACAUGCAGUAUGUCUCAUCCGCUGCAUUUCUUCUUGCUGUCUACUCUGAUUAUCUCUCUGCAGCAAACGCCAAGCUCACCUGUCCUGGUGGCCAACUGGUUCAACCCCAGGAGCUCCUCAAUUUUGCCAAGUCACAGGCUGACUACAUUCUUGGCAAAAAUCCCAAGUCGAUGAGUUACUUAGUUGGUUAUGGACCAAAAUAUCCGACUCAUGUUCACCACAGAGGUGCUUCAAUUGCCUCCAUAUAUGUUCUCCAUUCAGCGGUUCAAUGCGUGCAAGGUUUUGAGACAUGGUACCAUCGCUCUGAGAGUGACCCCAAUGUUAUAUACGGAGGCCUAGUGGGUGGUCCUGAUAAGAAUGAUGACUUCUCCGAUGACCGCUCCUGUUAUGAAGAAACCGAGCCUACACUUUCGGGCACUGCUCCUCUCGUUGGCCUCUUCUCUAAGCUUCAGGGUGCAAAUGGUAUUUCGGGCCGUUCAUACCGCACAAAACCACCGGUGCCCGGCCAUCAAACAACACCAAGUACAUAUGAUCCCCGCAAAACAUCAACUCCCGAAACAAAAUCAUCUGCUGCUCCUAUUGAAUUCCUUCACUCCAUAACCAGCACAUGGAGUACUGCACAAGAAACGACUCAUUACAGGCACAAGGUGAUAAUAAAAAAUACAUCUUGGAAGCCAAUUACAGAUCUGAAGCUAGCGAUUGAAGAACUCUCUGGUCCUCUCUGGGGCCUCUCUCCAACUAAUAAAAAGAACAUCUACGAGCUUCCUCAGUGGCAAAAGGUCUUAAACCCUGGCUCACAGUGCGUUUUUGUUUACAUUCAAGGAGGUCCUCAAGCUAAGGUCUCAGUUCUAAGCUGGAAGUAA
Messenger RNA from Juglans regia (Persian walnut), 1908 nucleotides. Its product is annotated as endoglucanase 5. The coding region runs from base 1 to 1908 and encodes 635 amino acids. Gene Ontology annotation, molecular function: hydrolase activity, hydrolyzing O-glycosyl compounds; carbohydrate binding. Gene Ontology annotation, biological process: carbohydrate metabolic process. The record is from RefSeq and is a predicted model, not a curated record. Lineage: Eukaryota; Viridiplantae; Streptophyta; Magnoliopsida; Fagales; Juglandaceae. The transcript is spliced from 11 exons.